Dermatophagoides farinae (American house dust mite) is the source of this 808-nucleotide messenger RNA. RefSeq lists its product as uncharacterized. The record is from RefSeq and is a predicted model, not a curated record. Lineage: Eukaryota; Metazoa; Arthropoda; Arachnida; Sarcoptiformes; Pyroglyphidae.
AAAUGUUGAGGUUUGAUGAUGAUGAUGAUUAUGAUUAUGAUGGUAAAAACUUGAAGAAAAAAAUUGGUAAUCAUAAUCGGUAAUGAUGAGAAGAAUAAAAAAGAAAAUGAUCCAACAACAACAACGAUUAUUGAAAAGUUUGAGAUUUAUGGCUAAUAACAAUAACCAGAAUACGAACAUCUUGGAUCGACCAAAUCAUUUGAAUGAUGAUGAUGAUGAUGAUUACGGUGAUCACGAUGAUUUUGUUAUUCCACAUAUUUCUCUUCCUUUAUAUAUUUAUUGUAAACAAUACAUGUCAUCAAAUCAUGAGAAACGUAUCCGAUUAGUUGAUUCUCCAUCUCCAUCGUUUGGUAUAUUUGAAUCGUCAUCAACAUCAGCAACAGUAGCGGUAACAAACCAUGGUGAUGAUGAUGAUGAUGGUAACAUUUACAAUUGGUCAAUCAAUGUGAUCGAGUGGAAACAUUCGAAUCAUCAUGAUGAACAUGAACAUGAAUCGGGUUGCCAACAAUCAUUACAUUUCAAGAGAAUAAAAGAAAAAAUGUCAAGAAAAUUCAACAAAAAUCCAUUAUGUGAGUUGAUGAUCAGAAAUUUUUGGGAAUGUUUUCAACGUCCAUUUCUACAAUUAUGUCAACAAAAUGAUCAAACAUCGUUGAAGGCUACAUUUUAUAAAGAAUGUGAUCGUCAAUUAUUUUUAUCGAAACUUUGUAUUCAUAUUACUCACAAUGAUGAUGAUGAUGAUCAUGAUCAUGAUGAUCCAGUUUAUUUAUUACAAACAAAUGUUGGAAUUUUCAAAAUAACACUUUGCUAA